ACAGUCUUGCAGGGAGACAGCUGUGUGAAACUGUGGACAGACACGGUCGACAAAGACAUGUCGGUGAGACAAGAAUCCUGUCCAGGUGCAAAACAUGAAAGGCAAGUAUGCAGCUAGACUUUAACUGACCGUUUUCUGUGCUCGGAUGGAACGUUAGACAGGUCCGACCGCUGCAGCCGGCUCCCCGCGUCCGCGCGCUUAUUGCACCACAGCGGGUUAAUUAGGAGUUUCCCUUCAAAUUUUCUUUCCUUCGACGACCGGGGGACAUAUGAUGAAGUUUAGCAAACCCAACCAAACCAGGACGUACGACGACGAGGGGUUUAAGAGAAGAGCGGCAUGUCUCUGCUUCAGGAACGAAAAGGAGGACGAGGUGCUACUGGUGAGCAGCAGUCGUUAUCCAGAUCAAUGGAUUGUGCCUGGCGGAGGAAUGGAGCCUCAAGAGGAGCCUAGUGGGGCAGCUGUUAGGGAGGUGUAUGAAGAGGCUGGUGUGAAGGGAAAACUCGGCAGACUGCUUGGGAUUUUUGAGCAUAAUCAGGACAGAAAGCACAGGACGUACGUGUACACUCUCAUAGUGACAGAGAUGCUGGAAGACUGGGAGGAUUCUGUUAACAUUGGAAGAAAACGGAAUUGGUUCACCAUUGAUGAAGCGAUCAGUGUUCUGCAGUGCCACAAGCCUGACCAUGCAGAAUACCUACACAGACUACAAAACGCCUGCAAUCCCAGCUCCAUUCCUGUUUGUAAUCAGCCUCGCAGAGGUAGGACCAGCUCACAAGGCGCAGAUGACCCACAAAGCAGCUUCAGCCCCACAGAAAGCUCAGAACUAGUAAACCGAUAGAACUAGUAAAACAUCAACUCCAGACAGAAGGACACAAUGAGACAUACUGUUUAACAUGGAAAACAGCUUCACAACAUGACUGAAGGAGGCUUCCACAUAUGCAAACCAAUUGAUCUGAUAGAACAAUAGAUGUACUUUAUUGAUCCCAGGCUUGGAAAUUACAGUGUAGCGGCAAAAGACACAAGCUAGACAAAUUGGGGUGUAAGAUGUUUAGAUACGCAGUAUAAACUGGAUUGGAAAAAUGAAUAAGUAGAUAGAAAAGUCCCAAGGAUAAAAUGUACAGAUGAGUAAUAUAGAAUAAAUAUGUAUAUAAGCAGUGUUGAACGUAGUGCAGGAUAUUACAUGAUGUGUAGUGAACAGUUCAGGUGCAUUGGACAGUAAGGGUGUAGUGAAUAAUGUGGAUACACUGCAUAACAUGCAUACUCUCCACAACGGUCUUAAAGGCCUCCAGUCUUAGACCAAGAACAGAACCAGCCUUCCUGAUGAUUUUGUUGAGUCUGUUGGUGUCGCUGGCUCUGCUACUGCUUCCCCAACACACGACUGCAAAGAAAAUGGCGCUGGCAACAACAGACUGAUACAAGAGCUCCAACCUCUUGCUACACACGUUAAAGGAUCUCAGCUUCCUCAGGAAAUAAAGUCUGAAUCUAAAUCCCCUUCUUGUACACAGCAACGCUGUUAGAUUUCCAGUCCAGUCUGUUACUGAUAACAACUCCCAUGUACUUGUAGUCCUAGCAUUAUGGUGUUCUCAUAGAAUUUAAUGUACUCUGUGAUGCCGUCAGUCAUAAAGUGGGCUCAAAGAUUGUUUGAGAAUUUUAAGGUAUAUUUAAUUUUAAGGUAAGUUUAUUUAUUGCUUCAUUUUUGUGGGGUUAUAAACCACAUGUGCUCCUUUCAAAGUUUUGAAAAUGUUUUAAAAGUGUAAAUCUGUUUUUGCACUGUAGUGAUAACCCUAAACCUAUCCCUUCUAAUUCUUAUGUAACUUUGUGGUGUUUCUCAAUGUAUUAAUAUUUAGGAAUAGGUGAACUCAAACUAGUGAACCAAAGCACAAGUAGACCAGCUUCAAAUCUUUUGAAAUGUCCUUUUUUUAAAGCUCCCAAGUGUUUAAUAAGCAAACAACAAUUACAUUUCACAUUAAGGUAAAUACCAGCCACUACUAUCAUUAACGACUUGAUUUUUUUUCUUAUCUUACAGUAAAGUUUAAAUCAAGUCGACAAGCUGUUUAAUGACAUUACAUUGACAGAGGAGGAACUAUGUACACAAACACAGGCCCAAUAAUGAGCAUGUAACUUGCCAUUCAUUCCUUUUAUAGGUAAUCUACUAAAGGGAACACAGAAAUUAUACAUUUGAUUUUUGGUUUGUGUGUUUGUUUAAUCUAUUUUUGUUUUCAACUGGGGCUACUUGUACCUGUUGCCAAUGGUGGGCGGCUUGAUGUGUGUUAAUGUCCUUACAUGUCAAGUAACGUUACCACUCAUUUUAUGACUACUGGUUAACUAAAGGUUAAAAUAUCAGCAUGAGCCAGAGUUGAAAGUGUGUUACCACAUACGCUGAAGAAAAAGUCAAAAUUCAAAGAAUAAAAAUACUUUGUAAAGAGA
This is a messenger RNA of Cynoglossus semilaevis (tongue sole), 2424 nucleotides long. RefSeq names its product nudix (nucleoside diphosphate linked moiety X)-type motif 4a (gene nudt4a). The transcript has 5 exons. Gene Ontology annotation, biological process: diphosphoinositol polyphosphate metabolic process; diadenosine hexaphosphate catabolic process; diadenosine pentaphosphate catabolic process. Gene Ontology annotation, molecular function: endopolyphosphatase activity; bis(5'-adenosyl)-hexaphosphatase activity; diphosphoinositol-polyphosphate diphosphatase activity. The record is from RefSeq and is a predicted model, not a curated record. Gene Ontology annotation, cellular component: cytoplasm; nucleus. Bases 269 to 835 code for a protein of 188 amino acids. Lineage: Eukaryota; Metazoa; Chordata; Actinopteri; Pleuronectiformes; Cynoglossidae.